AUAGUUCAGAUUUUAGAAAAUAUGGAAUUUAUUGCAAGCGUAGCGUAGCGGAGCGCAGCAAUAAGUUCUAUAUUUUUUAAAAUAUGAACUAUAACUGGCUUACCGUUUGAACCCACUUUCCUGGAAUAAGUCACGUACACAGUGUCAUGUAAUGCAAAUCCCGCCCUUACUAGUAUAGAUUGACAGGCCAACACCUGGUCGGAGUGUUGUGAGCUGUCAAUCAAAGUCUUGCGUUUUAUAUGUAUUUGCGUUCAGUGUCUGGACAUCAUUAGUCCUCAUGGAGCAAUCCAGCGAUCAGGUUGUCUUUGAAAUAAUGAAUAUAGAUGAUGACUUUUACAGAAAUUACAUUUUUGAACCGUUUCCUGUGGAAAAUGCUGAUGUCACAGUGUCACAGUUGCUUACUAUCAAUACGCAGGAUUUAUAUGCUACUGAAAACAAAGAGAAUUGUUCAGACACGAGCAGAGGCAAUAUCUCGGGCCGAUUCGAAAAGCCUUUGUCGUCUGAUGACAUCAAGAAGAAACAGAGAAAUACAGUGCCCUAUAAUACGACUAAAAACAACAACUGGGCAGUGCACGUCUGGAGGGAGUGGGCUGAAAACCGCAACCUACAACCGGAGACUAAGCAAGAACCUGGUUAUCCUAUUCCCGUUGAAAUAGAACAGUUCCGUUCCUAUGCAGAAAUGGAUUUUUGGUUACAACGAUUCAUCUGUGAAAUUAAAAGGAAAAAUGGUGAAUUUUAUCCUCCAACAACCUUACAAAACAUUGCUGCAGGACUACAACGGUAUCUUCGAAAUGAAAAAUCCAUGCACGUGAACUUUUUUAAAACAGACGAUCCUGUUUUUACUGAAUUUCGCAGGACAUUGGAUUCACGCAUGCGCGAGUUGACUAACGAGGGCAUAGGGAUCGAAGUCAAAAGUGCAGACGCAGUUACGGAAGAAGAUGAAGCUUGCCUUUGGGGUUCCGGUGUGUUUUCAGUAGACAAUGCAAAAGGAUUAAGCAACGCAGUAUUUUUUUAUAACGGGAAAGUGUUCGGUCUGAGGGGCGGCGAUGAACAGAUUGGGUUACAAGCGGAACAGUUUAUUACUGGGUACGAUUCUGCAAUCAAACGGAGAUUCGUUAAAUUCCUGCCCAGGAUAAGAAAAAACACUCAAGGGGGUUUAAAGCAGUCCAAAAAAGCAGCCAGCUUAAUGCAACCAAUAAUUCAUUAUGACCAGGAGAAAGAGAAUAGUUACAGUAUUUAUAAAAUAUAUGAAAGUUAUUUGAAUUUGAUUCCAAGGCGUGGAAACUUUUACCGCAAACCAUUGGAUGGUUUGAAUUUCAGUUCUGGAACAAUACCACAAAAGGAUUUAAAGGGAUAUUUGAAAAAUAUGUUUAUUCAAGCAGGCAUUCCUUUGGAUAAUAGAAAUAUAAGUAAUCAUUCCGGUCGAGUGACUCUAUGCACAAAGCUUUUUAAUAAAAGAUACUCGGACAAAACUGUAAAAAAACCGUUCCAAACAUAGCUCCGACGCCGUACAAAGAUACGAGCGUGAACAAAUUUCAUUGCAAUCGAAAGUUUGUGCCGAUCUAGAACCAGUUGUAGCAGGACCUGUUAAAAGUGACAAUGAAACUGAAGUAAAAUCUGUUAAAAUCUCCCGUGAAAAGUGUGAGGAUGAAAUGAAUUUGCUAAAUAAACAAUCAGAAUUACCAAUUUCAGACGACAACGUAUUAACAAUUCGUGUUCCGACAACUGUUAAAAAAGUUGAGAUUUUAACUAAAUGUGGCAAAAAGUUUGUCAUGGAAUUAUAAAAAAAAAUGGAUAGUUUGUAUGAUUUUAAAGAUAUUUGUUAGUUACGAACUUUGAUAUUUCUGUAAUUGAAUCACUCCAUGUGUUUUAUUUUCAAUGAUCAGCCACAAUUCCAAUGUCCGAAUUGUUACUAUGGCGAAUUGUUACUAUGACGGUAUAGGUGUUUAAGUUCAGUUUCAGUAAUUUUUAUGCAUUUGAUAAAUGCUUGGAUUUAUAAAUAAUUAUAACAGUAUGAAAUCGCAUUCUUAUUUGUUUUCUUUAUUCGCAUGAUACAUUCAUUGCCCAAUUUAAAACUCCGCCCACAUCCAGAACUUCGUAUUUGCAAGAUACCACGUCAAUACCUGUAAAAAUAAGUCAACUUAUUUUUCACAUACACCAGUCCCGGUAUGGUGUAUGCAAUAUAUUUCAAAUAAAUUUGAGCUUUUGAUUGGAUAAGAAAGUGGGACAAA
Ruditapes philippinarum (Manila clam) is the source of this 2231-nucleotide messenger RNA. RefSeq names its product zinc finger MYM-type protein 3-like. Lineage: Eukaryota; Metazoa; Mollusca; Bivalvia; Venerida; Veneridae. The coding region runs from base 278 to 1498 and encodes 406 amino acids. The record is from RefSeq and is a predicted model, not a curated record. The transcript is spliced from 2 exons.